GGGAAAGGUUAAAGAACUCUCAUCCACAUUCUAAUAGGCUACUUCUGAUUGCUAUUAAGACAAGAGUUUAACAUAGGGGUGCGUGUGACGAUGCCGGUGACAGCCCGAGCGCUGGAGACAAUGAUACGAUUGUCCACGGCCCACGCCAAAGCCCGCAUGAGCAAGACCACAGACUUUGUUGACGCAGAGGCUGCCCUGGAGCUCAUGCAGUUCGCCUACUUUAAAAAGAUUCUGGAGAAGAAGAGGAAGGUUGUAGAGGACGACAUGGAUGUGAGCCAGAGCCAAUCACAGAGCCAGAGCCAAGAGGUGGCCAGUCAGAGGACGAGCACCAGGAAGCGUACCGGUGUGGGUAAGGAAAACAUGGACGUGACAGAUGCUGGGGCUGACUCUGACCCUUAUGAGUUUGAGGAUGAGGAACACACCCAGUCCAUUCUGAAACCCAAGCCUGCUGCCUCUCAGAGCCUGAAGAAGAAGCCAGGACAGGACAUCAGCCAGGACAUCAGCCAGGACAGGCUGAAGCUGUUUAAGGCUGCUCUGAUGAAGGCCUUUCAGACUACACGGUCCCAGUCCGUAGCAGUGACGGAGCUCCUGACGCUGGUCAAUAAGACCACACACGGUCAGGACGACCACGAGUUUGACGAGCAGGAGGUCGAGAAGCUGCUGGGGCGCAUGCAGGACAACAACCAGGUCAUGAUGUCAGAGGGCGUGGUCUUCCUCAUUUAGAGCUGGGGCAGCCAAUCACAAGAGCCAGUCCAAACCUGUCUAGUCUACUCAUGGU
Molecule: messenger RNA, 778 nt
Organism: Coregonus clupeaformis (lake whitefish)
Lineage: Eukaryota; Metazoa; Chordata; Actinopteri; Salmoniformes; Salmonidae
Product: maternal DNA replication licensing factor mcm3-like
Exons: 6
Coding region: 91-723 (210 amino acids)
Biological process (GO): DNA strand elongation involved in DNA replication; double-strand break repair via break-induced replication; mitotic DNA replication initiation
Cellular component (GO): nucleus; MCM complex
Molecular function (GO): ATP binding; single-stranded DNA binding; single-stranded DNA helicase activity
Source: RefSeq, a predicted model, not a curated record